This is a messenger RNA of Aspergillus welwitschiae, 753 nucleotides long. Its product is annotated as PQ-loop repeat-containing protein. Bases 1 to 753 code for a protein of 250 amino acids. Lineage: Eukaryota; Fungi; Ascomycota; Eurotiomycetes; Eurotiales; Aspergillaceae. The record is from RefSeq and is a predicted model, not a curated record. The transcript has 4 exons.
AUGGUCAACCAAACACUCCUCCCCUCCUGGGUCCGAAUCCUCCUCCUGGGUCUGAGCAUCAUUUCAUUCCUACCGCAGCUGCAACUCCUCUGGACAACCAAGAAUAGCUCAGGUCUUUCACUGCGCUAUCUACUUUUCAACCUCAUCUGUGCGACAGAACAGUUCCUCCUUGCAUUCUUAUACAACAACACCCCAGAUGCAGAACCGAAUAUGUUUGUGGAGAGUCCCGGAUCCUUAGGAGACUGGUUGAACUUGAUUCAAAUCACGGUUAUUUGGAUACUUUCCAGUCUUACAUUUACGCUAAGCUUGCGAUAUCCCUCCGACUCAUCCUUCCGAAACAAGCUCUCCGCGGCCUUGUCAUAUAUCGUCUACCUUCUCAUAGCCGUCAUUCCGUCAGUAUGCGUGGUCCUCACAACCGAUAGAGGCGAGGAUCCCCCGACCAGCGAGAAUGAGUGGGUGUUCGCUCUCUGGAGUGGUGUCCAUCUCAUAUUUGUCAACCCGGCCAUGACACUUCUCGCAUUCAGUGCUGUGUUCUGUCAGGCGCCGAAAAUACGAAAAGGGGUGCCGCCGCCACCGGCUUUCAGUCUUCGAGGACUUGCGAUCCAGGCAGGCGUGUUCUCGGUUCUUGCUUUGACUUGGCCGUUCCGGUUUGUCAAUAUCGAUCCCGAUUGGGAUAUUUUGCGUCGUGCUGAGGAGGGCGAGACAGAGCCGUUACUGGCGAAUAGGGGAGUGAUUGAGUCGUUGCCAAUAUAA